Messenger RNA from Aspergillus chevalieri, 2031 nucleotides. RefSeq lists its product as uncharacterized. Gene Ontology annotation, molecular function: DNA-binding transcription factor activity, RNA polymerase II-specific; zinc ion binding; RNA polymerase II cis-regulatory region sequence-specific DNA binding. The coding region runs from base 1 to 2031 and encodes 676 amino acids. The record is from RefSeq and is a predicted model, not a curated record. Gene Ontology annotation, cellular component: chromatin. The transcript has 7 exons. Gene Ontology annotation, biological process: regulation of transcription by RNA polymerase II; DNA-templated transcription. Lineage: Eukaryota; Fungi; Ascomycota; Eurotiomycetes; Eurotiales; Aspergillaceae.
AUGAAAUCGUCUUCUGAGAAACACUUUCGCUGUACUGUCUGCCAGCGAGGCUUCACGCGAAUCGAUCAUCUGAAGAGACACCAACUUCGUCACUCCGGACUGAAGCCUUACUCGUGUGUUUUCUGCAAUGAGGCCUUUGCGCGCUGUGAUAAUCUCCGGGACCACUAUGCGGACUGCGCAAAACGCGGGGACCAGAAAAUCCCGGAAACCGGCCAGAGAGGCAGACGGCGGCAUGCGUGUCAACCAUGCAUGUCGAUGAAGCUUCGCUGCGAUGGAUCGAAUCCCUGUGGUUCGUGCCAGAAACGGAACGUGGAGUGCGUUAAGGAACAAAAGCCUGGCUCACAAAAAUCCCCGUUAUCAGAUAGCCAGUCUACAAGUACAACCCACUCUGCGCUUGCACCCCGCAAUAUUUACGAACCGUCAUCUGAUCGCGGGUCGAUCAAGUUCCUCCUCAAUGGAGGCACCGACAGCUUUACCGAACACUUCCACCUUCCGCCACAUACUGAUAGGGCCCGGGGCUUGGAAUACCAUAACCAAAAGGGGUUUGAAGAGGCUGAGAUGUCAAUCCUUGGGUAUCCUGAAAGAAGCGAUCAGCCGGGCUAUGCACCAGAGUUUGUCGAGUCAGACCUGUCUGCUCAGUCUUUUUUCCAGGAUACCUUUAUCAAUUUCUUUCAAGGUCCGUUUCCACUUGGCGAACCACCAAGAACAUUGGACGAGCACUACAGAAGCGAAACUCCCUACGAUCCUUUAGUGCCCCAAGGGCAACCAUCACACGAACCGGAGAAGCCGUUUGCUAUGGCACUGAUUCAAGCAAUAUUAUCUAGAGCCUGGACGGUCCCCCUUGAACCUAAGGUUCAGGAAGAAAUAUCCAUGGAUAUUCAUUUUUUAUUGACGACUGCCCGCAUUCGAAAAUUCGUCUCGCUAUACUCCAGGUUCUGGCAUCCCAAUUGCCCGCUCGUCCACAUCGCAACCUUUGAUCCCGAAAUUGCCUCAUUGCCCUUGCUCACAUCUAUCGUUUUUAUGGGCGCCAUAUACUCGGAUGACAUGAGGGAGUCGGUUGCCGCUAAGAGGGUUCUUGAUUUCGCAGAAUUGUUUGUGUUCUCGAGUCACGUUUUUGCGUCCGAGCAUGAUAUUGGCGCUAGCUUUCGUACGGAACACCGCAUGGAUGAUGAGCCGAAUGAACUGGUUCAACUGCAGGACCUCCAAGCAGGGUACAUCAUGACUGUUACACAAUAUUGGGCAGGUAGUCGUGUUUCGCGAAACCGCGCGAUGGAGACCCUUUUCAAUCAGGUUGUCAACGCUUCGCGUAGACUUGGUCUUUCCAAGUGUCGUCACCAACGACAAGAUCAGUUCCACGAGUCUUUGUGGAUUAAAACAGAAUCUCGUAUUCGUAUCAUGGUCAUGAUAGCCCUGAUCGACUCUGCGUUCUCAUUCUUCCAGAAUUACCCGUGUCGCCUGGCGCAUGUUGAGAUGGAUUUUGAUCUUCCAUGUGAAGAGAGCCUCUUCAAUUCUGUCCAUCCAUUCUCAGAACCGAAUUUCCGCUUCUCUCGAAAUCUCACCGUCUCAGAAGCUUUCCAGAGUCUAUUCGAGGAGUGCCCAGAGGAUCCACUUCGUCCUCCCUCCCCGUCCCUUACGCAAAACAACGUCGGUAAUCCUUUGGCUUUCACAGUAUUCGACAUGUUUCUUCUAAUACACUUGCUAUACGCUUUCAUAAACACCCACAUGACCCUCCUAAUCCCCAUCCUACGAAAAUACCAAACAUCAAAGUCACCCAGCACAAUCCCAGAUGAUUCCAUCCUAGCAGCAAUCCGCACAGCCCUAUCACGAUGGCGCGACAACUGGGUGACAUUACAUAACCAAUUACCAGGAGAUCAAUGGGCGUCUAUGGGUUUCUACAAGAAUGGAUACAACUUCUGGCUUGUUUCGCAAUUGCUUAUCACCAAGAAGGAAAGCGUGGAUGUGGUGAUGCGGAUGGAGGUGAAGUGUGAGGAUAAAUUGGAGAAGCUGAAGGUGCUUCUUAUGGAUGAGUAG